Messenger RNA from Puccinia graminis f. sp. tritici CRL 75-36-700-3, 5448 nucleotides. RefSeq lists its product as uncharacterized. Bases 478 to 5151 code for a protein of 1557 amino acids. Gene Ontology annotation, cellular component: cytosol. The record is from RefSeq and is a predicted model, not a curated record. The transcript is spliced from 13 exons. Lineage: Eukaryota; Fungi; Basidiomycota; Pucciniomycetes; Pucciniales; Pucciniaceae. Gene Ontology annotation, biological process: tRNA methylation.
CUCAGAUUUGGUGGAUGGGUUAAGAAGAAAUGAUGAUCAAGACCACACCACAGAUUAAAGUCCUGGAGGAACUGAAGGUUCAAUUAACUCAACCUCAAGCCAAGCCCCGUUCUGGUGACUGUAGUGCAAAGGAUGGGGAAGCCAGUCAUCUAAGUAUUGCUGAGAGAAUUCCUCCUUCAAGAAGAGGGCCAACAGUCGAGCACCAAAGACCCGAUCGAAACAAUAGCAGACAAUCGAGCUGGGAGUAGGAAUGAGGAAGUCGCCUUGGCACUCGAGGUCAUCAAUCUCGUCUUCCGGAAAUUGAAAUCCACCAAGCGGAACUACUCGCAGGCAAAGCAAGCUGCCAAUCCCAAUCCUAGCAUCCUUCCACCCGAGAACCUGCGCCAAAUCAGUCAAGCAAUCUGGGCCCAUUGGAACGCACCCUCUCCAACGAUCUCCUACAAGAUCAAGAAUGCCCUCAAGAAUUUGUUCGAAUACAUGAACCACUCUCGUAUCAAUCUUCCCCAGUCAUCAUCUGUCCAGUUCUUCUUGGAGUCCGUCAAGCAAUCCAUCCUACUCGAAAAACGCUCACUAUCCAUCUUAUCAUACCUUCUACCUCACCUGUCCUUGGAGGAUGCCCUGCAGGCCUUCCGGUUAUUUGCUGCCGGUCCCGCAGAAUUCCUGGGUACCAUUCUAGACUCUAUCGGCGACGAUAAAUUGGCUUCGGUCAUUGGUCAACUGGCCGUUCAUUGGACGACAAAAGUUGAAGGAUGGGAUUCGAAAGACUCCAAAACAAUCACUGAUUCUACAAACCUCAGUUCAGAUUGGAUCUCGGCCGUCUUCUCGAUCUUGUUUUCAUCUGAGGAACGUAAACGACAAUAUCUAUGCCAAUAUUAUCUACUACCUUUAUUCAAGACUCGGCCUGUAUGUUUUAUGGAAUUGGCCGAGAGGCUCUCGUUGAUCAGUGGACCACGCUUUCAAAAGAUCAGCAUUGCAAAGAACGCGUUCGAUCAUCUUUCGGGAAUCAUCGCCCUAGCCCGGCUCAAUCCUCGCCAGAGCGGCCCUCACCAAAAAGAUCGGAACCAUGUUGACCCUUGGCUCCCCGAUGAUCUGCUCAAAGUCGCGCUGUCCCAUCCCUCCGUAUCUCUCCGAUCCUCCGCUCUAGCUAUCAUCUGCCAAUCUACCGCCCCGACCUCGCCCCUACCUCUCCCUCAUUUAGAUUUGAUCUUUCAGUUCUUCGUCUGGAAUUUCGGCGAAGUCGAGGCUGAAUUGAAACAAAACAUCUUCAGUAAUUUGAACGCACUCCUCAAUAGACUCAGAGAUUCUUCGACUUCUUCGAAUAAGAAAUUGGGAGAAUUGAUCCAUAAAAAGUCUAAUCUGAAUCAGAGUAAUAAUCAUGUGGGUGCCAUUGAGACAACUACUGCUGGGAACGGUCUUGAAGCCACGCAACUGCAGAUCUUGAUUGAUGAAGCUGAGGGUUAUCUUCAAGCGGUAAAGACCUUCAUCGAGAAGUUCAUGAGAUUAUGUCGGAGUAACUUGACGAUCUCUUCGCCCUAUCGAUGUCAAAUGGCCUCCUUAACAUAUCUCCAGAUCCUACUGAACACUGGACUCGAUCCGCGCUAUCAGCCGCUCACGAAAUCCUCCUUACCAUCACUUAAUCACAAUGAUCAAGCAAGUCUUCUCAAGAAGCCGUCGUCCAGUUUUCCAUUCGAGAUCAGAGUCGUCGAUCGCGCUCUCUUCCACAAACUCAUUCUCUCCCUCACAAGCACUUAUGUGGACGUCCGAGAAGCCGCAUUCACUCUCUUGGAAAAAACUAGCUUCUCCACGCUCGAUUCUCCCGCAGAGCAGGACUCUCAAUCGAUCCCUCGUUUUAUGCCGUUUGCCGUUCAGUGUUGCAAUUCUAGUAGAGAGGCCGAGAAUUCAACAGCCGCCCUUCUCUUUCGUCUCGUCUUGAAAAGCUCACUCGUUCAUAACUUCGAGCUCCCUUCUUUCUUACUUCCUCGCAAUAAUAAUCACUCUGAAACUACUAAUCCACUUGCUAUCUUUUUGGUUGGUAGAUUGGAUGAUUUGGAAGAUAGAGUCCUCCAAUCUGAGCUCAACCUUGGUAAAGCUUGUGAAGAGCGACCCAUGGCAGGAUCGAUUAUGCUUAUGAGCGAGCUAUUCAAGUGUCUCUCGCAAGACAUGAUUGUCUCAUUGGUCGCUUCAAACGACUUGAUCGUGAUCAUGAAUCGGACCAGGAAGUUAAUCCUUCGAGUAUGGUCAUCCAGCGCGAUCGUCUUAUGUCAGUCGAGCGAUCGACAAAGUGAUGUGGUGCCUGACCACGAAGAGGCUCGCGCUUUCGAAUUCAUCUCCACUGAAGAGGAUGGCGAUGAGUUGGAAGAUGAUGCGGAUAGGAACCUGGGAAAUAGACACAAAACGAUCCUCAGUGCUUGUUGGAGAAGCAUGAAGGAGGCCAGCGCAUUAUUGAUGCAAACUAUCAAGCUGUCACUUAUUGCUGAGGAGCAGAGCGCUGGCGAUAAUCGGAAUACAUUUCUCAGCUACCAGGAUUUGACAGAGAUUGGGGAGUUGUUUGAACAAUGGCUACUGGAGAUCAGGCAUCGGGGCGCCUUUGGAGCCAUCCAUGCAUCCUAUAGUGCAUUAUGUGAUGCGCUGUGCGCCUUGCCAAUGGAAUCGACAUCCUCCCAACUUCCGGUUCUAUGGCUCCAGGCACACAUUUCUGCCAUUACCAGUCGAAAGAUUUCUACGACCCGUCGAAGUGCGGGGAUGCCGUACUGCAUCUUAUCAGCAUGUCAAGCCCUGUCACGGUCGAGUCCGAAUCAGUUGAGGGAGUCUUUGAGUGCGAUCUUGAGUCUGGCCGAAGACCAGGAGAUCUCCUCUGAAGUCCAAGUACACAUUCUUAAUACGCUCAAAAUCUUGCUCACCGACGGCAAGGUCUCGGCUCAAUUCACCUCUGUCUUGAUCGAAAGGAGCUACAAUCUGGCCAUCAAGACCUUCAUCUCGCCCGAUUGGAGGGUCCGCAAUGGCGCCCUUAUCUUGUUUUCUGGCUUGACUAAUCGCGUCUUUGGAACACGAUCCCUCACGUUGGAUCGCUCUUACAGUAAUCUAUGCAAAAGGGAAAGCUUAUCAGAUUUCUCUAGAAGAUUGCCCACGAUGCCUUCGAUCUUGUUGCAAGAAUUAAGACGAUCUAUGGAGGCCGGGAUUCAUCUGGUAUCCACGAGCCACUCGCAUGGCCCCAUGUUUGCCGUCUUGACUCUCUUGGCCCUCCUUCAAAAUCCGGAUGAUGCUCCGACUGCCAACGAGUUCAUUCCGCUUGUUCGAGCUUGUCUACUCAGUAAGGUUUCUAAGGUUAGGUCUGUUGGCGCUGAUGCGAUGACAGGUCUCAUCCCUUGCUCUCAAGUCCCUGGUCUGAUAUGUGAUCUUCUCGAUCAAGCUGUCAAAUCACACUGUCAUAAUGAAGUGCAUGGACUUCUACUUCUUAUCAACCGAUUGAUUCAACUACCAAGCGCAUUAUUGCGGGAUCAAAAGUCAAACAUUGAAGUAGCUCUUGUUAGAUCAGUGCCCAAAUUUCUUGAUUCCAUGACGAUUCCCUUGGUCUCCCAAUCCACGUUUUUGGAAAUUUUGGAAAGCCUAGAGAGUAGAUUUAUGAUCAAAGUAGAUGAUCACGAUUGUCUUUUUUCUCCGGACAUGAUGACAGCUAAGAUUCAAGAGCUGCGGCGUAUCAGGGCGCCUGCGCUUAGCUCCUACGAGACUCAGGCAACACGGAACCUCCUGGGAAGAAACCAAGAACGAGAGACGGUGUUGAAGCUAUUGGAGGAGGGAUCCACCUCGACACGUGUGACGGUUUUCCGGUUCCUGGAAAAAGAGGAGAACCGGGAGACCUUGAAUGAUUCCGAGAUCAUCGACGCCAUCUUUCGCAUUGGCCGUCAAUCCACUCAUCCGAUCUCCGUUCGAUUACCCGCAUUGAAGCUUCUUACGACGAUCGGAUCGGACUUGAAAACGACUGUUUGGCCCGUUGAAGAGCUGUUCAAUGAGUGUAACUCAACCCUCGCUAUUCCCAUGCGUGAUGCUCUUCUCGUGCUUUCCGCCUGUUUCUUCGUCAAUUCGCUCGUCGAUCGGAACUCUAAAAUCGAUAGCUCUUUUGUUCGUGCUUGGGAAGAUAAGAUUCUGGAUAAAAUUCAGCGCGCUGCCCAUGAAGAUCAGAGUACAGAGACCAGGUUAUCCGCAGUUCAAGGAUUAUCAGAAUUCAUGAAAGUUUUUAAACGUGAUGGAGUUUUGUCGACGAGGAUCAAAUUACGAAUUCUUGAAUUAUUGAUCAGUUUGAUCCAAGAUGAUGAUGAUGAGAUCCGAUCAUCAUUGAUCAAGAGCUUGGAUCAAACCAAGUUUUUUUCUAGCCUAGUAGACUCCCAACCUAAUCAUGAAGAUCAACACUGCUUUCAGCUCGAAUUGGUGCCCAAUCUUAUCUUGGAGAAGUUGUGGCAUCUUGCGAUUGGUCUAAACGCCUUCUUUGGGUUCAAAACGCUGUUAAACAGAGACAAUUUCCAAGCGGAUCUGGAUCAAUUGCUUCAACCGCCGGAUGAUCUGUUCAUCACUGAAAGAUUGAAUCUGUAUAAGGAUGAUUUGAUGGAAUUCGAGCUGAUUCAAACAAUCACCUCCAAAAGGUUAAUUCAGUUGGACAAACUCGAUGAUGAUGAUCAGCAGCAGCCAAACGAGCGACUUGGAACACAGCUGAAUCGCAAGAAAAUCGAUGCGGAUUUUCUGGAUCUCGUCGACCUGAAUCCAGAAAUCAGAACGUUCAAAUACUUGCUGUCAUUCUUGGUUCCCAAGUCGAUUAAGACUUUGAAAGGCUUUGAAAUCUUUGGAGACGAUUUAUUCAUCAAUCAUCUCAAUCGAAAACCAGGACCCAAUGCUGAUGAUCAUGAUGAUCAUUUUAAUGUCAUUUCAUUUAAAGCUUGGUUCAGUAUCCUCCUCAGAUUGUUUAAUUCGAUCACCAUCUUUAAACGAUUCCCGUCCAACAUUCAAUCCCGUAUCCUGGCUUCAAUCUCUGAUCUUCCCCCUUCAUUUCCGAUUCCUCGUGAUCAUCUUCCUCAUCAGGAUCCUGCGCUUGACGCUCUGGCUCUGGAAAUCGAUCAUCAAUUUACCUUGAUUCAGAAUUUCUUAACUUCGUUUUAUUAGCUUGAUUUUUGUUUCUUGUGGUCUUCCUUCUCUCCUCCCACCCCCCCCCCCCUUUUUUUUUUUUUCUCGGGCCUGUCUUCAAUUCAUUCUCUUCUCAUGGUAUUGUCAAAUCUUCUCUUGGCUUGUUUGUUGAUUGAUUUGUGUUCAACAAAACUUCUUCUUCUUCUUCAGCUUAAUUGAUUCUCAUUUUGUUGUUUCCAUCCAUUCCUCUGUUCUUAAAAUAGGGAAAAACAAGAAAAUUGAACUCGUGUGGGCUGUAUGUGUAACUUCGGCGGAAGGAGGAGACUGGAGGAGAAG